This is a messenger RNA of Nothobranchius furzeri (turquoise killifish), 2734 nucleotides long. RefSeq names its product angiopoietin-like 1a (gene angptl1a). Lineage: Eukaryota; Metazoa; Chordata; Actinopteri; Cyprinodontiformes; Nothobranchiidae. Gene Ontology annotation, biological process: cell surface receptor protein tyrosine kinase signaling pathway. The record is from RefSeq and is a predicted model, not a curated record.
CCAUCCCUUGUGAAAAACUGAAGGCACGAGUGUUUGGAGCACCGACUGCUGAAGUGGCCGGCUUUUGAACCAUGCGCCGGCCUGAGCCCCAGGACAACUGAGACUACGAAGAGACACAUCUUUGUGAAGCAGGGCCUUAAUUAAAGCCUUGUGACUCACAGCUACACACUGGAGGAGCGGGUUGAGGGGAGCACCUUGAGAGCGUUGGGACAAAGAGGAGGCAGCGAGAUGAGUCCUGAGCACUGCAGCUCAAUGAAGAAACAACACGACACACGCGUGAAACUAUAACUGCAGGAAAACAUCACUACUGGUGUCAGAAAGAAGGCCCCACUCCUCUGAUGAAUCUGAUCUGGGGUUUGAAACCUGCCUCCUGUGCCCAGCACAGGAUACGUCUGCUGUCAGGGAGGCCUGGAGGGAGUCCCAGUAGCUGCCCAUCAGUCCAUCAGGCCCACCAGCAGAAUGCAGGGGCUGAUCUGGAGCCUGUGUGCUCUACUCUGUCUUUCUCUCUGGGAAGAAAGUCACUGCAGGAGCUCCAGGAACAUCCGGAGCGUCAACGAGCCUUCCCUCCUCAGGACUAAAAGAGCUCUGCAGGACACUGAUGCUAAAAAGUGUUCCUACACAUUCCUAGUACCAGAGCAGAGAAUCACAGGUCCAAUCUGUGCCAGCACCACGGGCCCUGAGCCAGACAAAGACAGAGUGACCCGAAUGGACAUUUCAGAUGUACGGGAGGUUCUCAACAAACAGCGGCGUGAGAUUGAGACGCUGCAGCUGGUGGUAGAGGUAGACGGCAACUUGGUGAAUGAGAUGAAGCUGCUUCGGAAAGAGAGCAGGAACAUGAACUCCAGGGUGACCCAGCUCUAUAUGCAGCUGCUGCAUGAGAUCAUCAGGAAAAGAGACAAUUCUUUAGAGCUGGUCCAGCUGGAGAACCGCGUCCUUAAUGUGACCUCAGAGAUGAUGCGGCUGGCCUCCAGGUACAAGGAGUUGGAAGCCCGAUUUGCCACAAUGGCUGGUGUGGUAAACAACCAGUCAAUUCUCAUCUCUGCACUGGAAGAGCAAUGCCUGAGGACGCUGGGGCGCAGCGAGCUGCCUCCAGUCCCUCCGCUGGUUCAGGUGGUGCCAGAGAACAUACCAAUUGACAAUCGUUUCACCAAUGAAAUUGUGACAAAGAACCAGGCCUUUUCCAGAGCGUCACGUAGAGAGUCUCCCACAAGAAGUCCUUUUGGAAUGGAUCCACCUCCACCACAGGGAACACUCACCUCUGACGGUCCUUUUAAAGACUGCUACCAGGUGCGGCAGGCGGGCUACACCACCAGUGGUAUGUACCUGCUUAAGACGGAUAACAGUGAGCAACUGAUACAAGCCUGGUGCGAACAUGGCCUGGACAAUGGAGGGUGGACAGUACUGCAAAGAAGGAGAGAUGGCUCGGUCAACUUCUUUCGAAACUGGGAAAACUACAAGAAAGGGUUUGGCAACAUAGAUGGGGAGCACUGGCUUGGGCUGCAGAACAUCUUCAACUUGGCAAAGCAGGGUGACUACAGGCUGAUGAUAGAGCUGGAAGACUGGGCAGGAAAGAAAGUGUACGCCGAGUACAGCAGCUUCCACCUGGAGUCAGAGAGCGAGGCUUAUAAGCUGAGGCUCGGGACCUACCAAGGAAAUGCUGGAGACUCCUUCAGCAGUAACAACGGCAAAGCAUUCACCACACUCGAUCGUGAUAAGGACACGUUCUCUGGUAACUGUGCCCAUUACCACAAGGGCGGUUGGUGGUAUAACGCUUGUGGUCAGACCAAUUUGAAUGGAGUUUGGUACAGCGGGGGAGUUUACCGCAGCAAAUUUCAAGACGGGAUCUUCUGGGCGGACUAUGGGGGAGGAUUUUAUUCUCUCAAGUGUGUUCGCCUCAUGAUUCGACCAAUAGACUGAGAUUCCAAUCUAUGAUUUCAUUAAAUCACACCGUGUCUUACACGUAACACUUUGCUAAUAAAUAAUUUAUAUAAAAGGCAGAAUUGUGAUUUCUGCUAUUGUAAAAGACAGUUGAGAAACAGACCAGGACAUGCUUCUAUGGCCAGACCAUAAUGACUAGAGUUCUGCUGAGGAAUUGCUCUUCACCACCUACCAGGCUGGGCUGUCAUUCCUCCAGAGGUCCUCCAAUAUCACUCUACUUGUCUGGUAUAUAAUAAAGGGAAACUGCCAUUUUUGUAAAGCAUGACUUUCAUUUUGAUCAGCCAACACUGACCAACAGAAAGUAGCAAUAUAAAGUUAUAUUGUCUGCGGAAUCUUCUACCAGUGGAAGAUACACUUUGUUCAAUUCAGUACCUAAUUUAUGAGAUCAUCUGGACUUUUGUUUUGUUUCUGUGCAAUCCCCCCAAAAGAGGAAACUCACCCGUCUGUGUGUGCAUAAGGCUGAACUGGCUUUGGUAUGUAAAUAUAGUUUGCUUUAUAUUUGUUAAAGUUAAUUUAAAAAGGAGUGAUUCGACUCAGGUCCAAGGUUCACAGUGUUGUCACUCUGCCAUUCAUGUAUUUGUUGAGUGUGUUUAUAGAAAAUAUAGUCAAUCUUGGAAACUUUAUACUUUUUCCUGUAACUGUAUAAUUUACAACCCCACAUAAAGACCAGCUAGCAACACCUGAGCAGAAACACACAAACAUUUAUGAAACAAAUCACAUUGGAUGUCUGGUUGAUGUGUGGAUGCAGAACAUUUGAGGUUAGUCAUACAAGAAAAAAUAAUUUUUUAUUAAAUUA